Messenger RNA from Rattus norvegicus (Norway rat), 3676 nucleotides. Lineage: Eukaryota; Metazoa; Chordata; Mammalia; Rodentia; Muridae. The record is from RefSeq and is a predicted model, not a curated record.
CCUGGUGCAGCCGCCGCGGCCGCUGUCAGGGAAGCGCAGGCGGCCAAUGGAACCCGGGAGCGGCCGCUGCUGCUGAGGCGGCGGUGUCGGCAGUCCGACCCCGACCGCCUGCACCCCCUCCGCGAGGGUCCCCCGGAGGAUUCCUGUGAUUCCUUAAAAGGAAGGGAAAUUGAGCUGACCUGCCUGCUUGGAAGAAGAGCUGUAGAUCAGAUGAUGCUUAAAAGCCAUUGUAUGAAAAUCUGAGAGCGUGUUAGGCCACCAGGAUUUGUGUGAAGCAGUUCAUAUUUAUCAUGCGAGGAAAAAGACUGAAGAAGCAAUAAUGGUGAUUAGGAUGGUGCUCAAGCCACCAAACUUGCACACACGGCAAGUGCUCCUACCCACUGAGCCUCCCUCACCUGUCCUAUGCCCAGCUUUCUGCACCUGUUGAUGUCAUCUGGUUUCUCGAACAGCUUGGAAGCUCGAAGUCUGGCUGUAGCCAUGGGAGACAUGGUAGUGGAGCCUGCCACCCUGAAGCCAACUUCUGAGCCUACUCCUAGCCCAUCAGGGAAUAACGGGGGCUCCCUACUAAGCGUCAUCACGGAGGGGGUCGGGGAACUGUCAGUGAUUGACCCUGAGGUGGCCCAGAAGGCCUGCCAGGAGGUACUGGAGAAAGUCAAGCUUUUGCAUGGAGGUGUAGCCAUCUCUAGCAAAGGCAGCCCACUGGAGUUGGUUAAUGGGGAUGGUGUGGACAAUGAGAUCCGUUGCCUAGAUGAUCCACCUACCGAGAUCAGGGAGGAAGAAGAUGAGAUGGAGCCUGGUGUGGUCUCUGGCACAGCCAAAGGAACAAGAAGAAGACGACAGAACAACUCAGCCAAACAGUCUUGGCUCCUGAGGCUGUUUGAAUCAAAACUAUUUGACAUCUCUAUGGCCAUUUCAUACUUGUAUAACUCCAAGGAGCCGGGAGUGCAAGCCUACAUUGGCAACCGGCUCUUCUGCUUUCGCAAUGAGGAUGUGGACUUCUAUUUGCCCCAGUUGCUUAACAUGUAUAUCCAUAUGGAUGAGGAUGUGGGUGAUGCCAUUAAACCCUACAUAGUCCACCGUUGUCGCCAGAGCAUCAACUUUUCCCUCCAGUGUGCCCUGUUGCUUGGGGCCUACUCUUCAGACAUGCACAUUUCUACUCAACGACACUCCCGAGGGACCAAGUUACGGAAGCUAAUCCUCUCAGAUGAGCUGAAGCCAGCUCACCGAAAGAGGGAGCUGCCAACUUUAAGCCCAGCCCCUGACACAGGACUGUCUCCCUCUAAAAGGACUCACCAGCGCUCUAAGUCAGAUGCCACGGCCAGCAUAAGUCUCAGCAGCAACCUGAAACGAACAGCCAGCAACCCUAAAGUGGAGAAUGAGGAUGAGGAGCUCUCCUCCAGCACCGAGAGUAUUGAUAAUUCAUUCAGUUCCCCUGUCCGGCUGGCCCCUGAGCGAGAAUUCAUCAAGUCCUUGAUGGCAAUCGGCAAACGGCUGGCCACGCUCCCCACUAAAGAGCAAAAAACACAAAGGCUGAUCUCAGAACUUUCCCUGCUCAACCAUAAGCUCCCUGCCCGAGUCUGGCUGCCCACAGCUGGCUUUGACCACCACGUGGUCCGUGUGCCCCACACACAAGCUGUUGUCCUCAAUUCCAAGGAUAAGGCUCCCUACCUGAUCUAUGUGGAAGUUCUUGAAUGUGAAAACUUCGACACAACUAAUGUUCCUGCCCGGAUUCCUGAAAACCGAAUUCGGAGUACGAGGUCUGUGGAGAACCUGCCGGAAUGUGGUAUCACUCACGAGCAGCGGGCUGGCAGCUUCAGCACUGUGCCCAAUUAUGACAAUGACGAUGAAGCCUGGUCGGUGGAUGACAUAGGCGAGCUGCAGGUGGAGCUCCCAGAAGUGCACACCAACAGCUGUGACAACAUCUCUCAGUUCUCGGUGGACAGCAUCACCAGCCAGGAGAGCAAGGAGCCUGUGUUCAUUGCGGCAGGGGACAUCAGACGGCGCCUUUCAGAACAGCUGGCUCACACUCCCACAGCCUUCAAACGAGACCCUGAAGACCCUUCUGCAGUCGCCCUCAAAGAGCCCUGGCAGGAGAAAGUGCGGAGGAUCAGAGAAGGUUCCCCGUAUGGCCAUCUUCCCAAUUGGCGACUCCUUUCAGUCAUUGUCAAGUGUGGAGAUGACCUUCGCCAGGAGCUGCUGGCUUUCCAGGUGUUGAAACAACUGCAGUCCAUUUGGGAACAGGAGCGAGUGCCUCUUUGGAUCAAGCCAUAUAAGAUUCUUGUGAUUUCAGCUGACAGUGGCAUGAUUGAACCAGUAGUCAACGCUGUGUCCAUCCACCAGGUGAAGAAACAGUCACAGCUCUCCUUGCUCGAUUACUUCCUGCAGGAGCAUGGCAGUUACACCACUGAGGCAUUCCUCAGUGCCCAGCGCAAUUUUGUGCAAAGUUGUGCUGGCUACUGCUUGGUCUGCUACCUAUUACAAGUCAAGGACAGGCACAAUGGGAACAUCCUUCUGGACGCAGAAGGUCACAUCAUCCACAUCGACUUUGGCUUCAUCCUUUCCAGCUCACCCCGAAACCUGGGCUUCGAGACGUCAGCCUUUAAGCUGACCACAGAAUUUGUGGAUGUAAUGGGCGGCCUGAACGGUGAUAUGUUCAACUACUAUAAGAUGCUCAUGCUGCAAGGGCUGAUCGCUGCUCGCAAACACAUGGACAAGGUGGUACAGAUUGUGGAGAUCAUGCAGCAAGGUUGCCGACGUUGCUCAGGAGCAUCUCUGUCUGGCCCCGUGGUGACGGUGGCUCAGGUCAUCUGUUCUCAGCUUCCUUGCUUCCAUGGCUCCAGCACCAUUCGCAACCUCAAAGAGAGGUUCCACAUGAGCAUGACUGAGGAGCAGCUGCAGCUGCUGGUGGAGCAGAUGGUGGACGGCAGCAUGAGGUCCAUCACCACCAAACUCUACGAUGGCUUCCAGUACCUCACCAAUGGCAUCAUGUGACACCACUUUCAGGCCCAGAAGUGGUGGGAUUGAAGGCACCCUCCUUAGGAGGACCCUUGCCUAAGAAAACCUAAAUCACAAAAUCCCACCUACCUAACCACCUACCCAAGGGAAAUGGAAGGCAAAAAACACAAAGGAUCAUGUGGUAACCAUGAGAGCUGGCCAAAGGGUAGGAGAGCCAACCAUGGGGUCCAGACUUGCUGGGGCUUCCCCACCUCUUGCUGUGUCAGUAUUGCCACCUGACAGAUCCCAGGACUCACUGCCCUCCAGAGAACAGAGAUGAUGAACAUGAGGAGGACUGGAACCUUCUUCCCCUCGGGGAUCUCAGAGGUUUUCUACAAAACCAUCUUUUACUUUCCCUGGGUCCCAGCAAGAUGGGAGGAGUGGGUUCUUGGUACUUAGGACUUAAUCCUAUGUUUGGCCAUGCUGCUGCCCAACUCUGUCCCCAUCUGGGGGCUGACCCCUAGCCCACAUUCCCGACAGGUGGGUCCUGCACUUGCUUAGGUUCCCCAUCAUGGGGGUAAGGAAGGGAACUGACACGAUCCCUCUAAUAUAUUGAGGGUAUUGGCUUAGCCAUGGGGAAAUUUCUCACCCUGAUCCUUUCCUCACACCCAGGGAAAUAGCUCUCAUUUUUUUUUUUUAAUUUUUAAUUUUUGUUUGAAAUAAAGUCCUUAGUUAGCCAUCU